This is a messenger RNA of Dentiscutata heterogama, 1161 nucleotides long. NCBI's taxonomy places the organism in Eukaryota, Fungi, Glomeromycota, Glomeromycetes, Diversisporales, Gigasporaceae. The record is from the annotation of a GenBank genome assembly.
AUGGCUCCAAAUACAAGAUCUUUACAAAAGAACGUUCAUACCACACAGGAACUACCUAAAAAAGCAACUCCUGUUAGAAAAGCAACUUCCGCUAAAAAUGCAACUCCUAUUAGAAAAGCAACUUCUGUUAAAAAAGCGACUGCAAAAGUAGCAACUGCAAAAAUUAUAGAUAAUAGAGAGGACAAUUUACGAGAAGAAGAUUUAAACGAAAAUGAAGAUGAAUUAGUUGAAGAUUAUUUAGGAGAGGACGAUUUAGAAGAUAAUAAUUCUGCAGAAGUAUCGAAUCGUAUAUGGUUAGCACGUACAGAGACUUCACAUUCUGUAACAAAAUCUAAAGGCAAGGGUAUUGCGACAGCACCUUCGCAUAUAGAUGAGAAUUCAGCAACAAAUUCAAAUUCGAAAAUAAUAAAUUCAGCAGCAAAAUCACAUAAGAAUAAUGAAAAUGAUUUUGAAUGGACUCAAGAACCUCAAGAAGAUUUAACAGAGCUUUAUAAUUCAUCUAAUGAACUCGAAGCUGCUAUGUGGGUAGUUCAACAUCCAAGUGUUUUAAAUUUAGCCAACAUUAUACAUAACGGGAGGAAAACUAAAAUACAAGACAGUGAUAAAAUAUCUGAAAUAUCUACUAAUUCAUGCAAUUCUAUGGAUGUUGUAGAAAUUACUAAGCAUAUGAAAUGGCAAUUGCAAAAUGAAUGCAAGGCUCUUUUUCUUCGUACAAGAAACAAUACCAAAGAUCUAUACGAAGAGCUAGCCGUAAAAGUAUGCAAAAUUCGGAAAAGUGAUUAUCGUAUGGUGACAUUAGUCAAAGACAUGGGUAGUUGGUUCGAUGUUUACCGUCACAAUCUUCAUGUUGCUAUUACAUCUCUUGCAGGUGAUUUUGCUGCAACACAUCAACACGAAGUAACCUGGAAAAAAGUACUCAGGGUGCAUUUGCAAGCUACCGAUUUGCCAGUAUUAAAUAACGAUUCAGAAAUAAUUACAAAGCUCGGUACUUUUAUACGCCAAGCCGUUAGAGAUGUUCUUAUUGCACAGAAUAAACAACAAGAUACUAGAAUUGCGAUUAGGAAAUGUGACGAAAUCACUUUAGAUUUAAAAAUUCCAACUAAACUUGGAAUAGUCAAAACUUUACCUGUUAGGACACUUUUGACUUUUUUCCACAAGUAG